Messenger RNA from Pichia kudriavzevii, 792 nucleotides. RefSeq lists its product as uncharacterized. The record is from RefSeq and is a predicted model, not a curated record. Lineage: Eukaryota; Fungi; Ascomycota; Pichiomycetes; Pichiales; Pichiaceae. The coding region runs from base 1 to 792 and encodes 263 amino acids. The transcript has a single exon. Gene Ontology annotation, cellular component: endoplasmic reticulum membrane; endoplasmic reticulum.
AUGAGAUUAUCCCUUCUAGCCCCAUUACUUGCUCUUGCAUCCGCUGUCUUUGCAGAGGAACCUGUUGCGAAUGCAGCGGACGCUGUUGUUGACGGCGUUGCAGAAGAUGUCGAGAUUGUCACCGAUCCAAACUUUGUUCCAACUCCAGAGAAGCCUUUCAAUUUCAGGAUUGACUACAACGUCGCAUUCAAGGAAGAUCCUAACGGGAACAUUGAAGACUUUGUCAAUGGCGAGACAGUCGAACUUCUAUUUGAAUUCCAUUCUCUAGAACCGGCACCAGUCACAAUUGUUGGUGUUGGUGGCCAGCUUCUUGAUCCGGUCACUGGUGAGGUGAAGGCCAACAUCACCGCGUCCCAGCUCGGUCCAAUCGAGGUUGCAAAUAACCAGAAUGCAAACUUCACCCAAAGAGUUGGUAUCAACAUGGAGGCAGCAGAUUAUUUGCUUGUUCCUGCAAUUUACGUUGUUUACCAAGACCAGUUCAUGAUGCUCGGCUCCAAGAACAAGAUUGUCACAGUCGUCGAGCCAAGCAUCUCAAUCUUCAAUCCCCAAUUGAUCAUGUCUGAGUUGAUUUUGCUUGUCUCAUUUGCUGGUAUUGUUUAUGCUCUAUUUAAUGUAUUUGGCGCCCAAUAUUUGAAUGGUAUUCUCCCUGAAUCCCUUCUACCAAAGGACAAGAAGAAGAAGGCCAAGAAGGCUAAGAAGGAUUCUCCAGUGGAAGCGUCUGCUACCUCUGUCGAAUCUUGGUUACCUGAACAACACAGAAAACUGACCAAGAAGGGUAAGAAGAAGUUGUAG